AUGGCGUCGUCGGUGCGGGCCGGGCCGCGGCUGCGGCGGCCCGAGUUAGCGGCGCUGCCCGCAGGGCUGCGGGAUGAGUUGGAGGCGGCGCUGGCGGAGGAAGGAGGGCUGGUGCCUUUCAGCCUGCUGCGGAGGCUGCACGCCGCGCUGCGGGAGGCAGGGUCUCCGCUGCACCUACACGAGCUGCUGGAAGGAUGCGAGAUCCACCUGCCCGAGGUGCCGGUGCCGCCGCGGAACCCCGAGCUGGUGGCCCGGCUGGAGCGGAUCAAGGCCAAGCUGGCACACGAGGAGUACCAGCGGAUGACCCGCAACAUCACCGGCCAGGAGAUGAACGGGCCAUUGGCUGAGUUUGGGAGGCAAGUUCGCUCCGUGAAAGCCGUUGUCAUCACCAUCUUCAACUUCAUUGUCACCGUGGUGGCCGCCUUUGCCUGCACCUAUCUGGGCAGCCAGUACAUCUUCGCAGAGACAGCGGCGCGUGUGCUGUCAGCUGUCAUUGUGGCCUCGGUGGUGGGCUUGGCCGAGCUGUACGUGAUGGUCCGGACCAUUGAGGGGGACCUUGGGAAGCUUUGACCAUGAACUGCGUGCUUCGUGCUGGAGGCUUUUGUCCUCCCCCGGAGCUGCUAAUUUGGGACAGAUCUUGUCCCAUCUGUACCUGUUCCUGAUGUGGGAAGAUUGCUGCACUUCUCAGGCUCGUCCUUGGCUUCCUGCUCCUGAAAUGAAUCAUGGGUUGGAAAUCCCAGAGCUGCAGAACAGGAGGGGGAAUAGCUGUGGACUCUGACCACCCCAGCAGGGAGAGGGGCAUCAGCUCCUGCCAUCCCUGUUCUCCUGGGAAGUCCCUGUCCCUCUAUUCUGGAAAUAAAUGACACUGUGUGUUCAUAACUUUCUUCCUGCGAGUCAGGAGAUGUCUGUUGGCAUGAGAAACGUUGCUGUGGCAUCUAAGACAUCACAGAGAUGUGAAUCUUCCCUCUCCCUCUGCAUCCUGCUCCAUCUCCUGUCCAAACCCUCUUCUGCCUGCACAGUGAGGGAUGCACAGUGCUCCCAAGCCCCUGCCAAAGGAUGCCCAGAUUCUGGAGGCAGGGAGAGUACACCCCUCAACACUGAGCUCAGGGGUGUCUCAGAUGCUGUGGGGCAGAGAGCAGAGCCAGCUCGGUGCAUCCACAGCAGGGAGGGGACAGCCACACCAGACCCUGGGGACCUGGACACCUGCCGGGUGGGCACUCUGCCAGGGCCAGACACAGUGAUUAAUGCUCUGAUGGCAGCUAAGCCCCUCUGGAAACACAGUUUAAUAUCCGAUCCAGGGAGAUCUGCCGGCACCUGCGAACGUGCCUGCGGAUUAGGGGAGGCUGCGCCACAAUCAUCCAUGGAUACGGCCUCAGAUUAAGGUAUAUUUCCAAAAGAUUAGUCGGUAUUAGGGACCUGAUGGGGAGCUGCCCCUGCUGUGGCCGCACCGGCAUUUAGGAUAUUGGAUGACAUCCUCGGAGCCUUUGGGACUGGCAGUAAUUCCACACCCUAAUGAAAUCGUGACGCUAAUCCAGGGGGGCCGCGGUGCCAGAGGGGUCCCUAGAAGCCAGGGGUGCUAGCCACGGCUAUGGCUCGCCCAGGUUGGUGAUGGCCGCGCUGUAGAUGAGGUCGGAGAUGGAGCCCAGCGAGGUGGGGACGCCCCGAGCGGGGCUGCGGGAUCCCGGCGGCGGCAGGGCAGGGGCCGGACACGGGAUGCUGCCGUCGGGAGGUGCCGCGGGGGGACCCCGCUCCCCGGGCGGCGGCAGCGGCGGUAGCGGUGGCGGCUCCGGCUUGGCGCUACGGAUCCUGCGGGCGCGGCGGUUCUGGAACCAG
This is a messenger RNA of Ficedula albicollis (Collared flycatcher), 1833 nucleotides long. It is a transcript of the gene VMA12, whose product is annotated as transmembrane protein 199. The transcript has 8 exons. The record is from RefSeq and is a predicted model, not a curated record. Bases 1 to 570 code for a protein of 189 amino acids. Gene Ontology annotation, cellular component: endomembrane system. NCBI's taxonomy places the organism in Eukaryota, Metazoa, Chordata, Aves, Passeriformes, Muscicapidae. Gene Ontology annotation, biological process: vacuolar proton-transporting V-type ATPase complex assembly.